AUGUCAUCGCGCUCGACCGCCAUUAUCUCACACGGAGAGAUUGAUGCAAAUGCUCGUGAAACGUAUGGCAAAACUGGACAUGUGUUGCUCCGAAUCGGAAAUGGUGGUGCAGGUGCUACUGGCUUGAUCAAAGAACUUGCCCAAGACUACCUGGAGUCUCGAAGCAACCGUGGUUUGAUUGAGUGGAUGUGCAACCACUCCCGCAACACGCAGCUAGCGCUACUGAAAGGGUCCAUUGACUUUGCUUUGACUUAUGAACGUGACCAGGAAGCUUUAGCUCAGGCUGAAGGAUGGUCAUACACAGCUGGAUGCAUAUUCCACGACCACUUUUGCCUAGCAGGACCCCUUACAGACCCUGCGGGACUGGCAUCCGCAGACUCAUUACCUGAUGCUUUUGAGAAGAUCGCUGCCUCGGGCAGCCUGUUCCACAGUCGUGUCGACCAUUCUGCAACUAUGUGGAAAGAACGCGAAAUCUGGUCCUUGACUGGCCGGGAGCCAUGGGAUGACCAAGCGUCAACAUCAUCCUGGUACAAGAGAAGCAUUCUAUCGCCACCAGAGGCUCUUAAAGGGGCUGAUGCAGCUGGUGCCUACUUCCUGACUGAUCGGUCAACAGUCUUGCGGCAGACUGGACUUGGCACCAUUUCCAAUUCUACCAUCUUCUUCGAGCCAACUCACUCAAAGGAUGUUUUGAUGAACAGUUGCUAUGCUUCAUUUUCACCAGAUAUGGUAGAGGCGGAUACCCCCGCGGCACGCCAAGUACGCGGUUUUUUCUUGUACCUUGUGUCGCCCCGAGGCCAGGCGGUGAUUCGUGACUAUGGCAUCGCACAAACAGGAUUGCCCCUGUUCGCUCCUGUCGAAGAUGGUGUCGCAUUGACGCGUUUGCGCGGAGGACGCCCAAUUGGCGGCAAGUGGGUAAAGGACACCGAGUUAUUCAAGGCAAGAUUGUAA
Molecule: messenger RNA, 948 nt
Organism: Fusarium musae
Lineage: Eukaryota; Fungi; Ascomycota; Sordariomycetes; Hypocreales; Nectriaceae
Exons: 2
Coding region: 1-948 (315 amino acids)
Source: RefSeq, a predicted model, not a curated record